Gymnogyps californianus (California condor) is the source of this 3450-nucleotide messenger RNA. RefSeq lists its product as uncharacterized. Lineage: Eukaryota; Metazoa; Chordata; Aves; Accipitriformes; Cathartidae. The transcript has 2 exons. The record is from RefSeq and is a predicted model, not a curated record. The coding region runs from base 1453 to 2802 and encodes 449 amino acids.
CCAUAGAUUUUUUUUAAUUGACAGUGGGGCUACUCAUUCAGUGGUCACCACUUGUAAAGGACUUCUAAGUAAAGUAACUAUACCUAUUGUUGGGGCAACGGGAAAAAGAAUGUUAAGGCCAUUUUUACAACCAAUGGAAUGCACAACUGGGGGAGCUAAAUUAAUUCAUGAGUUUCUAUACAUGCCAGAAUGCCCCCUACCUUUACUGGGACGAGAUUUAUUAUGCAAACUAAAUGCACAAGUAACCUUUUCUAAGAAUGCUGUACAGCUCCAUAUCCCACCUGAAACCGCCUGGAGAGCUCAGAUCUGCUUGCUGACAGAUGAAACACCGGAAGAAAUUGAAGAGAAUAUUCCAGAUGCUGUAUUAAAUGCAGUAAUUCCCCUGGUAUGGGCUUCAAAAAAAAACCCAGGUAAAGCAAAAAAUGUGAGUCCGAUUAAAGUAGAACUAAAAGAGGGGGCAAAACCAGUAAGGGUGCAUCAAUAUCCUAUUAGGCUGGAAGCUCGCAAGGGCCUCGAAGCCCUGAUAAAUACCUUUAUUCAAUAUGGACUGCUCAGAGAAUGUCAAUCUGAAUACAAUACACCGAUUUUACCGGUGAGAAAGCCUCACUCCCAGGAUUACCAAUUAGUGCAGGACUUGAGGGCUAUAAGUUGGAUAACCAAAGACAUACAUCCUACAGUGUCUAACCCUUAUACUUUGUUAGCAUCUGUACCCAAAAACAAUGCCUAUUUUACAGUGUUGGACCUAAAAGAUGUCGCCUUCUGCAUUCCAGUGGAUGAACAGAGUCAAACACUCUUCGCUUUUUGAAUGGGAGAAUCCGACUACUGGAAGGAAAGGACAACUGUGUUGGACUGUUCUUCCCCAGGGAUUUAAAAAUAGUCCCACUUUGUUCGGUGAAGUACUGGCCAAAGAAUUAGAACAAUGGCAAACUAAUAAUGAUAAUGUUACUCUCUUACAGUAUGUGGACGAUAUCUUAAUUGGAGCAGAUACAGAACAGACUUGUACAGAAGCCACAGUAAGCCUGCUAAACUUUCUGGGAAUAGCCAGAUUCUGCUGGAUAUGGAUCCCCAAUUUCGGACUUACAACCAAGCCCUUAUACGCAGACACAAAGGGCCUUGUGGGGAGUUGUUAGAAGGGACUCCAGAGUGUCGGAGUAGUUUUGAUGAAACUAAAAAAAACGAUGGAAGCUCUCCUCAAGAAACUACAUGAAGAAACUCACAUGGGAGCUGAUGCUAUGAUAAGCAGUGUUAAGAGAUAUGCUGUAGGGCCAAAAAUGCAGACAAAUGCAGAUAUAAUAGCAAAGAGAUGAAACUUGUGUAAAUGAUCCCAAAAUACAAAGAAAGCCGCCAGCAGGUGACGUAAAAAGAGGAAUAACCCCUAGGGAAUACUGGCAAAUAGAUUUCUCUGAAUUACCAAAAUGUGGACAACAUAAGUAUCUACUUGUUCUAGUGGAUAUGUUUUCCGGACGGCCUGAGACUUUCCCUUGUCGCAACAAUGGGGCUAGGGAAGUAAUUAGGAUAUUACUAAAGGAAAUAACCCCCCAGAUAGCUAGAGUUGGACCAUAUGUCGUUAAAAGGGUUGGACAACAACGACUUUUGUUUAAUCCAUCAUGGUCCCUCAAACGGGUAGAACUAUCAAUGCAGAUUAAUAUCUCUGCAGUUAAACCAGCCUGUUCACCAUUCGUAAGUGCGUCCUAUACAGGAUGGUUAGCAUGGUUACAUGGGCAGUCUCUUACCCUUCCAAAUCGAGUAAAAAGAAAUGUAACUGAUAUCCUAGGGACAGGAUUGGGAGUCUUAAACAGCAUAGAUGCUGAAGUACUUGCAAACAAACUCAGUACAGCCACACAUGAUCUAAAAAAACUAGAACAUCCAUUGCAAUCCUCCCUGUCAGCUUUAGGAACUCAUCAAUGGCUGUUGUCUGAUAUAUUGCCUCAAUGGGAAAGGGUUAAUGAAAAGGACCACCAAUUAAUCAUAGAUGUACUUGGUAUAGCCCAAAAUAAUAUUUCGCUAGCUCUUAGUUGCAUCCAAGCUCAACUGUGGGUGCAAUAUACAAUAGCAGCAAUUGUAAGAGAAGGUGAAGAUGGCACCUUACCUACUGAAAUUCGGAAAAUAAUCUGGGAAAAGGCAACUGCAUUUGAAAGAGAAUUCCAAUCAUGGUGGUAUCUGGGCAAUUUCACUCACAAUCCUAUCGAUAACAAAGCCACGGCCUUUGUUGUAACCAUACAGAAUGCAUCGGUAAAAACCAUCUACCCGAUCGUUGCGUUAGGCUUAAAUCACAAUGGGACUGUACUUUAUCCACUAGAGCAUAGAGUAUGGGCACAACGAGACAAUAACAAAUGGCAGACUGUUGAAGUUGAUGCAUGUAUGGUACGGGAACAACAGGGAUUUAUUUGCGAAAGUAAUACCAUCAAAGCUCAAGACAUUUGUCUUGACACUGAGCAAAAUGUUUGUCACUUCGAGAUACAUCCAAAAGAAAUCCCUGGAACUGUACUCAUAUACAUUGGGAAAGGAUGUGUGUGUAUAAGAACUCUAUGUAAUUUUAUAGUCGUAGAUAAUAUUACUGUUGGGAUAAAUAAUCACUCAAAUACUUGCAUUUGUAACUUUACUAACAUUAUAGGAUGUGAUUUCAACUAUUCAGCUCCGGUUACGACUUAUCAGCUAAUACAAUCCAAUUAUACUUUAGUUAAGGAUCUAUUGCUUACUCCCAUUGGGAUGGAUCUCACACUGGUGAAAAAAAAUUUUUACAACAUAAUGAUCUACGCCAGUUGCUGGAACGUGCCCGAGAAGAGGGACAAAGGACUUUAAUCACCGUUCACCAUGACACAGAAGAGAUACAUCGUGUUUUGGACCGGGUGAAGAAAGAUGGAGAACAUAGGUGGUGGGAAGCCUUCCUUGGAUGGUCACCCAAGACAACAGGCAUUCUUAAUCUCAUGCUACACCCUGUUGUGAUCUUGUUAUUGCUAACAUGUUUAUGUUUACUGCUUAUAAUCAUACUGUAUUUUAAGGUUUGGCACAUGAUGAAGCAAAUUGCUCUAAUGCAAUCACCCAGGGUAUGCACGCUCACGACAGAGGGAGAUAAAUCCCUCAAACUUGAAAACUUCCCUAUAAAGGACAGGAAAAAAUUCCAGCAAGACAUAUGUCAAUGGGAAGGAACCUAUGAGCAGUUUUGGAAAUUUUUGAAAUCUCCCAGAGACUGAAGUUUUAGAAUGAAAAGAUCUAAGUGACACUUAUUUUAAAUAAGAACUAUUUAUCUAAGUCUCAAAGGGGGGAAUUGUUGGAGAUAUGCGAGAAACAAAAACAAAGGAUGCUAUUUAGUUAACGAGGCAUGGCCUUGAGAAGAGAAACAAGAUGACACCAUAAGUCAGUGGGUAAAGACAUACCAAGAUAAGCACAGGGGCAACCAAAGAGCUACUUGAACUGUGAGUGAACUAUCCUAAUUAACAUACUAGAAAA